UGUGUUCCCAUGUCUUCCCCACUUCGAAAUGAAGCUAUUCAUCAAACCAAUGUUCUAGAUUCCUCAGAUAGCUCAGAUAAAAACACCCUAAAUAGCUUCAUUCAAGCUGACUAAUAUAAUUCCAUCCCUCUGUUCUUAUGUAUGAAAUUUUAAUAGCCACUUAUAUGCUCUCAACAAAUGUGGCUUGUUCGAGAUGAACCAGAAGUCCCCGGAAUCUUCACUCUCAAUCAUAUCAACCAAGACCUGCGAAUAUAUUUACGUUCACGUUCGUCGUGACGCAAAGCUGAUGUCGUCAAUGACGUCAGAUAUAUCGCCGUCGUUAACUUAAAUACCCAAGCCAAAGCUACACAGAUGUGAGUUCUUCAUUUUCAGACAGGAAACAAGACUACGCUACAUUGCAAUUAUCACAUCACCAAGUCAAUCCAACUAAAUACUCAAUUAAAAUAACAGCACAUAUCCGAUAUUCACACAUCCCUAAAUCAACAUGCCUCGAGUUGAAGAUGUCUACCCCGAGAUCAACCACAACAUCAUCCACGGUGCCGGCAACGAGCCUGACGCUCCCGUGCAACGGGCGUUCAAGGGCGCAGAGGUACCCGAACAUGAACACGGCGCAGGACUGAUAGGAUUAAAUGCUAGCGGUGGUUCAUGUCAGGGUCUAACACGCGGUCCGCUGAGUGGACAGGGAGGACGCGGAAGAAAAAAUUAAUGUCUUAACUUCGUCAAAGUGUGUAAUUAUUAUUCUUCGCAGGUAGUAGGUAGUAGGUAGAAGAACAUGUCUGAAUAAAGGAAAAAAACAAUUCCCUAGGUAC
This is a messenger RNA of Daldinia vernicosa, 809 nucleotides long. RefSeq lists its product as uncharacterized. The transcript has 2 exons. The record is from RefSeq and is a predicted model, not a curated record. Lineage: Eukaryota; Fungi; Ascomycota; Sordariomycetes; Xylariales; Hypoxylaceae. The coding region runs from base 485 to 706 and encodes 73 amino acids.